Molecule: messenger RNA, 1988 nt
Organism: Orbicella faveolata
Lineage: Eukaryota; Metazoa; Cnidaria; Anthozoa; Scleractinia; Merulinidae
Biological process (GO): nucleoside metabolic process
Molecular function (GO): catalytic activity; zinc ion binding
Source: RefSeq, a predicted model, not a curated record
UAGUCGGAAUUUGGUUAUGUGCGAGUUUUUGCGAUUUUCAUGGAACUAGUCACGUUGUAAAGGUCAGGCGAAGUCCUCUCGUGACACUAAAUUCAAAUAAGUUUGGUGAGUCACGCAAUACUGUAGAGUUGUCAGGCAACGCUCGGAUGGAACUGGGAACGAGUCCGUAUCACAUUCCGCAUUCCAGUUACACAUCCAGAAAUUCGUCUGCAGUGAUCAUUCUAAUGCCAGUCUUUAUUGGCGUUUUGGGCUAUUAGCAAACUAGCUAGGAGUUCAUGAGAUUGAUCAGUGCGUUAUCGAAGAUGUAAUUUGCCGUAUUCACGUGUUUUGGUGAAAACUUAAGCUGUGAUAAGGAAAGUGAAUGUUAAUGAUUAUAAAGCAUGCAGAGAUCUGAAUCUUUCUCCGAGUAUGAAACUGAAGAAAGAUGUUUUCAACAAGAUUGGGGGUACUACGUUUUACAAGAGAAAUGUUACAGUCUGAAGUAAAUGUUGCCAGCUUGACCAAGAGAGAGGACUAUGUCAGUGCCUGAAAAUAACAGCCCUGGUGGCAGUUUAAGGGAUGACGACAGUGAUCCACCAACUCUCACUAUUGAAGUAGAGAAGCUCAGUGAUCUUCCAAAAACGUCAAAGCAAUGGAGCAGUGUCCAUCUCCCAGUAGACAUUCUGUUGUUGACAGUCCAGGAUAGUGAGUUCUUGGCAUGUCAUUAUUACCUAAGAGAUGCUUUCAGAAGUUAUUCUCAAACUCUUGGAUAUGUGUACUUUGGAAACAUGGGUGAUCAGGACAAGCCAUGGAAAGUUGCUCUACUGAGGUGUUCUAAAGGCUCCUCAGAUCCUGGUGGUUCCCAGACAGCUGUAACCAAUGCUAUUACCCAAUUGAGACCCAAGGUCACUUUUUGUGUUGGCUUCUGCAAAGGUCUGAAUCAUGAAAACACCAAUCUAGGAGAUGUGGUUAUAUCCUGUAAGCUUGCAACAGAUGCCUACAGAACACCAGUAAGCAGAGAUGUUGGUAACCUUGUCAGAUAUGCAGCUGAUGGCUGGUGUCCACCCUUAGAAUGCCCAGAAGCUUUCAGAGAAGUCAAAGUACACUGUGAUGGUGAGAUUUUGAGUUGUCCAGGUCCAGUUAGUCCUGAACAGCAGCGUAAAUUAUACCCAGAGGCAAUUGCAGUUGAAAUGGAAGGAAAAGGAAUGGUUACCGCAGCCCAUGAUUUGAAAUCAGAAUGGGUUGUUGUCAAGGGUGUGUCACGUUUUGCAGAUAGCAGUGCAAAUAAUUUGUGGGAAACCUUUGCCAGUGUCAUGGCUGCUUCUCUUGUGUCCAAUAUAUUAAGUGAUCCUUUUGUUUUUGAACAAUGGCCUCACUAUGGAGGUAUGUAUGGUAGUGUAUACUAAGUUCUUUUUAACAAUAAUUGUUAUUGUACAAGUAAUUGUCUUGCAGAGAUCAACCUGUGUGUAGUUUGGAGGAGGCUUUUGGCUCACAGUCACGUGAUUAUCAAUCACCUCCGAGACCCCAGGGGUAUUUAGGAUUAAAAGAGAUGGAGAGGUGCAAAUGGAGCUACGGUUGAAAAUCCAAAAAAUCUUAAUUGAAGCUUUCACUUAGACCCUGAGAAAAGCCUGGCGCAAGAAAUACCUGCCAUGAAAAAAAAAUUCAACCAAUCUUUCCCAGAAAUGGACCUCUCGCUAGGUCAAUGACAUUUAUGUAUUUCUCUGUAGUUAUCCAUUCUCCAAUGGUGGAAAACACGGUGUCUGGUGGAAAACAAGGGGUCUGAUGGAAAACAUGGAGUCUAAUUGCAAAACAGGGGGGGUCUAAGUGAAAAACAUGGGGUCUAAGUGAAAAACACGGGAUAUAAUAAAAAUGACAGGUCGAAAUUUUGUCAGGUUAAAUUGCAAUGAAAAUCAAUUCUGCAUCUCGGCGUGAAACGCGUUUCUCAAACAUUCCGUGAGAAAGAAAACCAUUCAAAAGCCAACGAGCCGUGCAGUGGUUUUCUUUUGCAU